UAAACAGACAUGGCUGCGGAGAAGCUUUAGGCUGCGAGCUUGCUGAAAGUUUUUGUGGAAAUGUGGAACUUUCUGCCUCUUUAAAUGUUGGAAACUGUUGCCUUUUUACAGACGCCUUCCACCAAAGACCCUAUAGCUGCACAAUGGCUUCGUGGGCUGGGUUUUCAGACGAAGAACUGCGGAGGAUUCAGCUGAAAGGCGAACCGAGCGAGGCUGCUGUCCGUGCUGCUCUGGGUCGAGGUCGGAGAUCUGCUCCCACUAACCGGAGCAGGCAGCAGCUGCAGCGGGAGAGAGCCCUGCAGCUGGCCGCUAAGCAGAACGAUGACGGUGGUUCUCUGCUGCCUCCUGACCAGCAGCUCAAGGUUUCUUCUCCUUCUCCGUCCAGUCCCAGCCACAUGAGUCCGACCAAUCCAAGAACCGAAGAGCUGAAGCCGUCUGAACCGGAGACAGUGAAACAUGAGCCGGAGCCACAACCAAAGGAUCAGCCUUUAGUGGUCAAGGAGCUGGAUAAAGUGGAAGUGGAACUGCGAGAGAAGACCCGUCUACAGCAGCUUCAGUGGGAGCAACGGGUGAUGGAAGAGAAGAAUAAAAGGAGGAAAGCCCUCCUGGCUAAGACCAUCGCUGAAAAGUCUAAGCAGACUCAGGCAGAAGCUGUGAAGCUGAAGAAGAUUCAGAAGGAGCUCCAAGCUCUGGAUGAUUCAGUGUCAAAUGACAUUGCUAUUCUCAGGAACCUGAUAGAGGAAGCCAGCCUGGAGUAUUCCGUAGCAUGGAAGCGCUUGGAGAAGGCUGAGGUCGAAUACGUGGCAGCAAAGCUGGACCUGCACAAGAAGACCGAGGCGAAGGAGCAGCUCACAGAGCACCUCAGUGCUAUCAUUCAGCAGAACGAGCUGCGCAAAGCCCGCAAGCUUGAGGAGUUGAUGCUGCAGCUGGAGCUCAAUGCAGAAGAGGAGGCGGUCACAGUAAGCCAUGCCCACCAGGCUGCACAGGAGGGGGGCAUAGAGAAGCAAAAGGAGGAGAGGGAGAGCCUCCCUCAGCCAGCUGCGGUGAACGGGCCCGCAGUGGAAAGUGAUGAGAAAACACAGAUGGAUAACGUAGAUAAUAGCAAGGAUGGUGCCACGACGGUGCCAAAAACGAGCCAAGAUCAGGAGAAGGAACUGUUUACAGCAGCCGCAGAGAGCAGGAGUUAGCCCCCACCUUCCCACCCUUCACUCUGUAGUUUGUGGGCUGUUUGGCUGUUAAAGGAACGUUCCAGAGUUUUUCAACCUACUCUCUUUUUGCCACAUCAGUAACUUGUGAUGAAUUACUAUGGGUAUUCAUUUUGGCAUGUUUUCCUGUACUUGGUAAAAGAACGAAAACAUCCACUGAUCUUAA
Pygocentrus nattereri (red-bellied piranha) is the source of this 1371-nucleotide messenger RNA. It is a transcript of the gene gorab, whose product is annotated as golgin, rab6-interacting. Gene Ontology annotation, biological process: non-motile cilium assembly. The transcript has 5 exons. Bases 144 to 1187 code for a protein of 347 amino acids. The record is from RefSeq and is a predicted model, not a curated record. NCBI's taxonomy places the organism in Eukaryota, Metazoa, Chordata, Actinopteri, Characiformes, Serrasalmidae.